Messenger RNA from Entelurus aequoreus (snake pipefish), 4350 nucleotides. It is a transcript of the gene lrrcc1, whose product is annotated as leucine rich repeat and coiled-coil centrosomal protein 1. Bases 236 to 3292 code for a protein of 1018 amino acids. The record is from RefSeq and is a predicted model, not a curated record. Gene Ontology annotation, molecular function: protein binding. The transcript is spliced from 20 exons. NCBI's taxonomy places the organism in Eukaryota, Metazoa, Chordata, Actinopteri, Syngnathiformes, Syngnathidae. Gene Ontology annotation, cellular component: cytoplasm; centrosome.
ACGUAGCAGAAAAAAAAUUGCAUGUCCAGGAAGUGACGUAGUCUUCGCGCAUGCGUGUGGCUGCUCAUGUAUUCCGCUUCUCAUCGUGUAGUAACAACACUAAAGACAACAUUCAACGUCCAGUCUGCAUUAUGGCAAUAAAUCAUUAAAUCUGCAUUGUCUUAGACGCGAAGGCAGAUUUAUUUACACCACUGUUGGAUGCAUCUUUCUUUUUGCAUUUCAGUCACUCUUUGUUAUGGAAGAAAAGGAAAUCAGUUUUAUUGAUCAGAAUAUUUCAAGUUUGCUGGUGGUUCCCUUGCAUCCCUCCGUAACAUCACUCACGCUGCACUGCAACAACAUCCCGAGGAUCGAGGGCCUGAACUCGGCAUGGCUCCUGAGGCACUUGGACCUCUCCUCCAACUGUAUCUCAAAGAUUGAGGGUCUAAGCACGCUCACGUCUCUGAGGACUUUGAAUUUAUCUUGUAACACAAUUAAGAAGGUUGAGGGACUGAACGGCCUUGUGAGGUUAACCAGAUUAGAUUUAUCCUUCAAUCAGAUAAACGACCUCACUGGUUUGUUGCAUCUUCAUGGCCCAGGAAGCAAAUUGAAGUACCUCAGUCUCUAUAGCAACCACCUGGGCAGCAUCGACCACCUCCUGCAGUGCCUGCUGGGAUUGCGCGCCUUAGGAGAGGUCCUUUUGAGCCGAGACGGCAAAGAUAACCCACUGUGUAGGGCACCAGGCUACCGGGAGAUUGUCAUGCGGUCGUUACCGCAAGUGUCAUUUCUGGAUGGCCUGGAUAGGCUGGGAAAUCCGUCACACUCCCAGGCUGACAGUCUGUUUGACAUUCCUGGGCUGGAGAACUACGUGGACCUCCUCUGCUCAGACGCUAGUCACAGUGAUGUGGACGCCCUUCUGACCACACCAGGCAUCAACAAGGUUCUGGCCAGCUUUCAACAAAGCGUUGCUCCUGAAGCGGCGCUCCCCAAGGAGAAGCACGCCCAGCAGGUCCGCUUCUUCGAUGCUGAGCAAGCACUUAACGAAGAACGGGUCAAGAAACUGGAACAGCAGGUGUCGCGCCUCAUUCUGCAGGCUUCUGCAAGGCACAAUUCUGGUCCCCCAAGAGAAAAAGUACCCAAGGCCAAGAAGGACACGGACCGCACAUCAGAGAGUGAGUGUGACAGCGGGAAGGAAAACUUUGGACGCACGGCGAUCCCAAAAUAUCGCAAAAGUGCAUCAAGGAGAUUUGACAGCGAUCAGGAAAAUCCCAAACAGAAGAUUUCCAAGUCUGCUGUUAGACCCAGGAGGUGUUCUUCCACAACCAAAGGAGGCACAGAUGCAUCAAGGCCAGCAGGAAGCGUCUCACUGAGUGCACCAAGCAAUGAGAAAUCCAAGUUCAACGAGGAGGAAACUUACAGGGCUAUUGUGGAGGAGCGGGACCAGGAAAGAGAGAGGCGAUGGAAGGCCGAGCAGGCCGUCACUAAACUCACAGAGGAUCUAAAGUGCCUUAAGACCAAAGUCAGUGAGGAGAAAGACCUGCAGAGCAUGGCCAUGCACACCACAGACAGGCUGAAAGAUGUUCUGCUGAAGGAGCAAUCGGGACGCUGUGAACUGCAGAUGCGUGUAGAGGAGCUGCAAGGCAGGUGUCGAUCUUUGACUCAGAAGCUGCAACAGGCCCGCGGCGCGGAGGAGCAGCAGAAACAAUCAAUACUCAAACUGAAGGAGAACAUCUCCGCUGGAGAAGCGCACCGAGCUCGCCAGCAGGCUGAAGAGAUGAAGCGGCACCAGGAGCUGGAGAACAAGGUAUCGGCCCUGAAGCGGGAGUUACACAUUCAGAGGGCCAGCGUGUGCCAGCACACUGACAAAGUACAGCAGCUGCAGGAACUGCUGGCAAACCGAGAACAAGAGCACAGGAAGCAGCUGGAGAUGCGGCUGCAGCCGGGCGGGGUUGAAUUCCUUGCGGCGGUGGCGCAAGAAGUGGCGUCUCAGGUCCAAAAACACAGUCGGAGGGAGUCUGAGUUGAAGGAGACGGCGGAGGAAAGCAAGAAGGCGUAUGCAGCCUUGGAGGAUGAAUUCCGCAUGGCGCUAACCAUCGAGGCGUCACGCUUCUCCGAGGUGAAGAAGGCCUGUGACAAAAUGACUGCACAGCUGUCGGAGCUCAGAAUGACCCUGGCUGACUCGCAGCUGACGGAGAAGAAAUCUGCCUCCAUGGUGCAGGAUCUCACAGCCAUAGUCAAGGAGCAGAAGAGGCGCAUUUCAGACCUCAUAAAAGAAAAGAGAGAAGCCGCAACUGAGCGUAAGAAGCGUGUUCAAGCUCUUGAAGCUGAACUGGAUCAGGACCGCCGCCUCGGCCUUCAGUUGGAGAUGCUGAAAAAAGAAAAGGCGGGUCUGUCAUCCCAGCUUACGGCGCAGGAGUCUGUCAUAGACGGCCUCAGGGCAGAGAGGAAGCUUUGGGGCCAAGAGCUCGCUCAGCAAGGAGCGUCCCUGGCUCAGGACCGUGGCCGCUUGGAGUCCAGAGUCGAGGUGCUGGGCGCUGAGCUGGAGGCGCAGAAGAAGCAGAAUGACAAGAGCGACGACUCCCUCCGAAUCAAAAGCAAAAUCAUAGAGGAUCAAACCCAAACCAUCCGCAAGCUCAAAGAGACCCUGCAGGAGCGCGACGAGCUGGUCCGCAGGCUGCGAGACGAAAAAGCAGAGGCCCAAAAGACCUUCCAGCAGCAGCUCGAGGAGGAAACGUCUCAGAUGUCCGAUCUGAUAGAACGUGUGGAACACCUCAGCCUGCGCAAGGAGGAGCUGAAGCAGCAGUUGGUCGACAAGGAGGAAGAAAUGAAACACAUUUACAGGCAGGAGAAGGCUCAGAUGCUCACCCAGCUGGAGAGCAAAGUGAAGGGCAUGAAGGACAACUUUCACAGCAAGGAACGCUCGCUUGUGGAAGAGCGAGACAACGCCACAGAAGCCCACAGAGCUGCGAUGGAGAAACUACACUGCAUGGACGAAGCGUUACAUCUGCAGCUGGAGUCCGUACGGGCCGCCCAUCAAGCUGAGCUGCUUCAGCUGGCCAAUGACAAGCACAGACAGAUAGAACUGGCCAAUCAGAAGGUGUAUGAAGUGGAGGAGGAGAUGCGCCAGCUGCUGCUUGAAAACGAAAACGACAAAAGAACCAUGGAGAAAGUGAACCGUCUUACUAGCGCAGGGGUCGGCAACCCGCGGCUCCGGAGCCGCAUGCGGCUCUUUGACCAGUCUGAUGCAGCUCAGCUGCAUCCUUGCCGACCCUCCCGAUUUUCCCAGGAGACUUACGGAUCUCAGUGCCUCUCCUAGCAAUCUCCCGGGGCAAAUAUUCUCCGAUUUUCACCCUGACAACUUAAUUAGGGGCGUGCUGUGAUGGCACUGCAUUUAUUAUCCUCUAUAGCCUGUACACACAACGCGCCAGCCUGUCUACAUGUUGUAUGUAGCUUUUACUUGCACACGUAGGAGACAGCAAGGCAUACUUGGUCAACAGCCACACAGCUUACACUGACAGUGGCCGUAUGAAACAACUUUAACACUGUUACGUUACAAAUAUGCGCCACACUGUGAACCGACACCAAAAAAGAAUGACAAACACAUUUCUGGAGAACAUCCGCACCGUGACACAACAUAAACACAACACAACAAAUACCCAGAAUCCCAUGCAGCCCUAACUCUUCCAGUCUACAUUAUACACCCCCGCUACCAUCAAACCCCCCCCCCCCCCCCCCUCCUCCGUGCGUCGGUGCUGCUCGGCCAUGGAAACCCAUUCCACGAAGCUCUCUGGGUACUGUACGUGGGCUAAUUGGAAGGUCACAUGAAGUUUGGAGCGCCUUAGCAACUGACUGUGCAGAAGGUCUUUGCACUAUGCGCUUCAGCAUCCGCCGACCCCGCUCUGUCAGUUUACGUGGCCUACCGCUUGGUGGCUGAGUUGCUGUUGUUCCCCAAACUCUUCACUUUUCUUACAAUAAAGUUGACUUUGGAAUAUUUAGGAACGAGGAAAUUUCACGACUGGAUUUGUUGCACAGGUGGCAUCCUACGCUGGAAAUCACUGCGAGCGGCCCGUUCUUUCACACAUGUUUGUAGAAAGAGUCUCCAUGCCCAAGUGAUUAGGACACCUGAUUCUCAUCUUUUGGAUGGGUGGCCAAAUACUUUUGGCAAUAUAGUGUAUAUAUAUCGUACUUGCCAACCCUACCUAUUUUCCCGGGAGAGUCCCGAAUUUCAGUUCCCCUCCCGAAAAUCUCCCGGGGCAACCAUUCUCACGAAUUUCUCCCAAUUUCCACCCGGCCAACAAUAUUGGGGGCGUGCCUUUAGCGUCCUCUCUCACCUGAAACCUUCACCCUUUAACGGCCGCAUGCUGUCCUCAGUCA